Podarcis lilfordi (Lilford's wall lizard) is the source of this 363-nucleotide messenger RNA. Lineage: Eukaryota; Metazoa; Chordata; Lepidosauria; Squamata; Lacertidae. The record is from the annotation of a GenBank genome assembly.
AUGUACUGUACAUAUUCUUUUAAACAGGAGACUAACAUUUUGCUGACAUUCCAGUUCAGUUCCGUAGUACAUGCUCAUAGUGAUAGACUUCUUCAUGGUAAACGUCUAGAAUUAAGUGAAGAAAGGCAACUCUCCACCACCACCAUCACCACCAAAAUCAACACAGUGCUAUUGGUUAAAUCAUUACAUACUCACAUGAAGCUUCAGUAUUUAGAGCACCCUAUAAUUCUGUUGUAUAUUGUUGGAAACACAUCAAAUCAUAAAAUGGUUGUGAGGAUGCAAAUGUUUGUCCAUAGCACUGUAUAUCCUCAUUCCAAGUCUCCUUUUAGCCAUUGCUUCUGUCAAAUUGUACAUGUAUAUUAA